Molecule: messenger RNA, 587 nt
Organism: Drosophila subobscura
Lineage: Eukaryota; Metazoa; Arthropoda; Insecta; Diptera; Drosophilidae
Product: iron-sulfur cluster assembly 2 homolog, mitochondrial
Exons: 2
Coding region: 98-532 (144 amino acids)
Biological process (GO): iron-sulfur cluster assembly
Cellular component (GO): mitochondrion
Molecular function (GO): 4 iron, 4 sulfur cluster binding; iron ion binding; 2 iron, 2 sulfur cluster binding
Source: RefSeq, a predicted model, not a curated record
ACUGCGAUACAAUUCAUCGCAACGAACAGCUGUGUGACUUUGUUUUGGAUUACGAGAUAAUAAAUACAAAUUUGGAAAUUAAAUUUUCGGCACCGAAAUGGCGUACCUACUGAGGCAGUUGAUCAAGCCGGCGCUGCAGAGAAAUUUCAUCAAUUCAGCGUCUGCAUUGCGGCAUGCCGCCACGGCCAAGGCCAAUGCCGAUGCUAAACAGCAGAUACAAGUCAGUGAGAGCUGCCUGAAACGUUUGCGUGAGAUCUGCAUCGAUGGCUCGUUCCUGCGCAUCACCGUCGAGGGCGGUGGCUGCUCGGGUUUCCAGUACAAAUUCGAUUUGGACAACAAAAUGAACGAGGACGAUCUGCAGUUUGGCGAGGACAAGGCCAAGGUGGUCAUAGACACCGUGUCGCUGGAGUACUGCACCGGCUCCACCGUUGACUAUCACACCGAGCUGAUACGCGCGGGCUUUCGCAUGAUGGCCAAUCCAUUGGCCGAGCAAGGCUGCUCCUGCGGCAGCUCGUUCUCCGUUAAAUUGUAGUUAAAUUGUUGUUAAAUUUUAGUGAAUUUAAUACAUAGAUAUAUGUUCAGUUAUA